CCGCGACCUGACACUGGCCCGAGCGGCUCCUCCCCGCUGCCGCCUGCGGCAGUCCGCUGGCGCGGCGCGCGGGGAGAGCAGCCGGCAGCAUCAGCGCCUGGACACUGCGGCUCCCCACGUCACAUUAUCUAGGUGCAUCAAUGAGGAGUCCAGGGAUGGCUGUGUUCAAACAACAGAAGGUGGAAGACGUUUAUGAAAUUGGGGAAGAGCUAGGAAGUGGCCAGUUUGCGAUAGUGAAGAAAUGCCAAGAGAGAAGCACUGGAGUGGAAUACGCUGCUAAAUUCAUUAAGAAGCGUCAGAGCCGGGCCAGCCGCCGGGGGGUGAGACGUGAGGAAAUCGAGCGGGAGGUGAACAUUCUGCAGCAGAUCCUGCAUGCCAACAUCAUCAAGCUGCACGACGUCUACGAGAACAGGACAGAUGUGGUCCUUAUCCUCGAGCUAGUGUCUGGAGGAGAACUUUUUGACUUCCUGGCACAGAAAGAGUCUCUGAGUGAGGAGGAAGCAACCAGAUUCAUUAAGGAGAUUUUAGAUGGUGUUAACUACCUCCAUGCCAAGAAAAUUGCUCAUUUUGAUUUAAAGCCUGAAAACAUUAUGCUUCUAGACAAGAAUAUUCCCAUUCCACACAUAAAACUCAUUGACUUUGGCCUCGCUCAUAAAAUAGAAGAUGGAGUUGAAUUUAAGAAUAUUUUUGGGACACCAGAGUUUGUAGCUCCAGAAAUAGUGAACUACGAACCACUUGGGCUAGCUGCAGAUAUGUGGAGCAUAGGAGUCAUCACCUACAUACUGCUCAGCGGCGCAUCCCCUUUCCUUGGAGAAACAAAGCAGGAAACUCUCGCCAACAUCACAGCGGUGAAUUACGAAUUUGAUGAGGAAUUCUUCAGUCACACCAGUGAUCUGGCAAAAGACUUUAUCCAGAAACUCCUGGUGAAAGACACGCGGAAACGGCUCACAAUUCAAGAAGCUCUCACUCAUCCUUGGAUAACGACUCACCAGUUGAUAGAAGAAACAAAAGUCCAAGAAAACAAGAAGGCUGAGAACAGUCAGCUGAAGACAAAACGUCUGAAAGAGUACACCAUCAAGUGCCAUUCAAGUAUGCCACCAAAUAACACCUACGUCAACUUUGAGCGCUUUGCCCGGGUGGUAGAAGACAUUUCUCUGAUGGAACGUGGUUUCAGCACUCUGACUGUGUCCCACGACUCCCUGCAGGAGGACAUCGAUGCUCUGGUUUCCAUAUAUAAUGAAAAAGAAGCUUGGUACAAAGAAGAAAAUGAAAAUGUGAGACACAAGCUUUCACAGCUGAAGUAUGAGCACCGUAAAAUUGAAUCCCUGAAGAAACAUCUGCAGGAUGAUAUCAAGACUGUAGGUUCUAGUCUUGCAAGUGUCACUGGGAAAUACAUUGAUCUAAAGUCUCAGUAUGAAUCUCUGAGUCAGGAACUUUCUGAGGAACUCAGGUGGAUCCAGGAUUUAAUGAGUAGUUUUCAGCUGGAUAAUGGAAAUGAUGCAUGUGUGAAUGGAAACUUUGGCUCUGUUUUCAACAAAGAUACUAAUGAAUCACUAAUGGAGCUGUUAAAUAGAUCUUGCUGUGAAGAAUUCCUUGCAGGCUUGAAUCUUGAUGUUGCAGAAUCAAGUCAGUAAUGGUUAAUAGGCAACAAUCUGCAUUAGAACCCCUAUCUUGCUGUCUGUCUGUCUCAAUGUGCAACAGUAAGAAAUCAUCUCAGUUUGUAACUUCAGAACAAAACCAUCACCUAUGCAUUAAAAUAGAAAUAUGGAAAUGUUGCACAAACUAUUGACCAAAAGCCUACACUCUGCAGUGGUUUUUGUGCUGAUGUGACCAGCGCAGUUCCUGAACCCUUAGAAUUAGAAAUCACUUUGUUUUAGGGCAUGUGUAACCGUGCAGUUAUUCUGCGCUAACAUUAUAAUAAUAUGUAAACAUACAGGUCCUGAAAAUUAUUAGGUAAUUCACUUGAAAUGAAAUAGUAUUUCACUCCUUAUUUACCAGAUUACAUAUUCUUUGAAGUCUAUAAAAUCGCCUGGUAGCAUUCUUGUUUGGAUGAGGGAAAUAGUCUUGCAGACUUGCUGGGGAUAAUUCUGCACAGCAGAUAAUUAAAAACACUUAUGAAGGUUAUUGCAGCCCUUUAAAAUGGAGCAAACGAUGCAGUGAUUUAUCAUUUCACACCAUGAAAAUAACAGCUAAUGAAGGAAAGUUAAGGUUAUUUGAUAGGCUAAUUAUUCAGGCUACAGUCUCUCUUUCACUGUUAUCAAAUGUUAGAACAGGGGUCCUCAAACUGUGGGGCACACACCCCCAAGUGGGUGCAGAGGAAUGUCUGGAGGGGGCACAGCUGGGGGGCAGGGAAGGCUCCGUCACCACCCCCAGUUGUGGGCCCCAGCCUUGGCCCCCUUAACCCUGUCGGUGUGCCCUCCCGCCCUUCCCAGCCGGAGCCCUGCUCCCAGACCCAGCUGGGGGAGGCGGGGGGCACAGACAGGGAUGGGAGGAGGCACGAAGUAAAAAGUUUGGGGACCAGUGUUAGAUACUUUUUAGUCCUUUAAUGUGAAGUUCUUGCAAUAAAAACAGCCAUGUUUUGUUUCAUGUACCAGAAAUAUUUUAUUUGAAAGACAGAAUGAUAAAUCUGCAAUGGAAUGACUGGAGAACUGUGUAUGUAUAUUUUGUUGUGCAAAUAUUAUAUUAUAUUAUGGAUGAUGAUCCAUCAGGCAGUGUCAAUAGACCUUUGACUUUUAUUCCAUAAUAAGAAAGGUCUGUCAAAGGAAACAAUUCAUUGACUCAGUGUGGUGGAACUUGAGACUGGUGUUUUUGUUCCAAAGGUCAUUUUAGAAACUUAUGAAAAAGGAAAAAAAGUCAGUGUUUAAACUGAAUAAUGCACCGUUUUCCUGUGUUUCAAAAGAAAGGUUAUUUGC
This is a messenger RNA of Mauremys reevesii (Reeves's turtle), 2912 nucleotides long. It is a transcript of the gene DAPK2, whose product is annotated as death associated protein kinase 2. Gene Ontology annotation, cellular component: nucleus; cytoplasm. The transcript is spliced from 10 exons. The record is from RefSeq and is a predicted model, not a curated record. Gene Ontology annotation, biological process: intracellular signal transduction; protein phosphorylation; positive regulation of apoptotic process. NCBI's taxonomy places the organism in Eukaryota, Metazoa, Chordata, Testudines, Geoemydidae. Gene Ontology annotation, molecular function: protein serine/threonine kinase activity; ATP binding. Bases 141 to 1634 code for a protein of 497 amino acids.